CGUCCUCAGAAUCGGAUAUAGACAUCAAGGUUGCCACAAAUGUCCCUGUAACCUCUGCUAACAUCCCCACAACCCCUCAAUCCACUAUGGACACUAAAGUACCGGAGACCAUGGAAACGAGUUCUCAAAGUCCUGAUGAAACUUUUGAAGCCCUUCCCAUUUCCUCUAAAGAUACUGUUGACAGUGUGGAAACAAAAGCAAUUAAGUGAACACUUAGAGUACCAGGUGUUGAUGAGUGUAGACAGGGAUUCCUGUCCACAGGGCUUUAGCUCAGUUCCUCCUCCUCCUCCAUCACCUGUCGCUAACCCCACUCAUCCUUGUUCUAGCUUAGCAGCUUGCAUGCCCUCUCAUAGUGACUUGUUUACACUGUCUCCACUUCCGGAGGGAGAUGAGGUAUCAGGCAGUGCCUCUCCCCACAGGGUGAUUUGUUCCUCCCCACCUCCCUUGCCUAUUGCACCCCCAGAAUGUGGUGUCCCUAGUCUGACACCAAUCCCUGAGGGUGAAGAAAUGGCAACGCCUUCAACUACCAUCUCAGAAAAGAGCACCCCGACUUCUGAUGUUGUUACCCCUUCUCCCUCCUCCCCUCUUGCCAAAAUCUCUGCUUGUACAUCAGCAAAUUCUAUAUCCCCAGAGAGUGUUCCUUGCGCUGAUUCUCCCCGCAUAAUAUCCCCAGAAUUGACAGUUACACCUUCCCAGGACAUUGCUCCCAGUCCUGUAUCAUCAUCUUCUGCUCCCUCAGAACAUGUUAACACUGGUGAAUCUGUAGAUCAGACUGCCCCAACCCUCUCAAGUGUUAGUGAUCCUAUUUACACUAGUUACAGUUCUGUAACUUCCACAACAUAUAGUUUAGUAGAUCCUAAUUUACAGACUGAUGUAAAUAUUCAGCAGCCUUCCGAGUCCUCUCCUUCAGUAGAUGAGAAAGAAGGGGCUGAAGUUUUACAACAUUCUGAUAAUGUAUCAUGUGAUUCUGUUACUGCAAAUGAUACUUUAGAAUCUGUGCUUGAAGCUUCUCCUUCAUGUGGACCCUGUAGUUCAUCACCUCAGCCAUCAGCAAAUUCAACUACUUCUCAUGCACAUCCAGAUGCAGAACCAUCACCAUCAUCACCAAAUUCUCACUUGAACUCUCCAGGCUUAUUAGAUCCUUCUGAGAAACCCACAGCACCUGACACCCAGCACAUUACUGAGCCUGUGAAUUCAGACUCCCAAACAGUUUCAAGUGCACCUACAGUUUCAGCACUGCAAAGUGAGAAAAAGUCUGAAAAGAGCUCUAAGGAAAAAACUGUUAGAUUUAAUAUAGAUGAUGAAUGCAAAUUGUGCGACCAGAGUAUCAGUGAUAGCUCUGAUGACUCAUUACCUCUUCCAAGUGAGCUUGAUUCAGAUGCAUCCAUUGACAGUAAAGAAACUGUAGACACUGUAGUCACAGACACACAAAUGAAAUGUGAGGAAGAGCAUGUAGAAAACCAUACAAAUAUCACCUCUUCUACCCUAUCUCCUUCCCAGGCCCAGACUGAGUCAACGUCCUCAGAAUCGGAUAUAGACAUCAAGGUUGCCACAAAUGUCCCUGUAACCUCUGCUAACAUCCCCACAACCCCUCAAUCCACUAUGGACACUAAAGUACCGGAGACCAUGGAAACGAGUUCUCAAAGUCCUGAUGAAACUUUUGAAGCCCUUCCCAUUUCCUCUAAAGAUACUGUUGACAGUGUGGAAACAAAAGCAGAAAUGCUUGAAACCCAUGUCAUUGAGCCAAAUGCUGUUAUUGCUAAAUUUGUUCCAACUCAAACCCAAAUGGAAGUUGAAGCAGAAAAUAAUGUGCAACCUGAAUCUAGCCAGCAGUAUACAGAUCUCUUGGAGUCCCACUACAGUACUCUGGACUACAGUAGCGACUCAGUUGCUUCAACUGGCUCACAUCCUGACCCGUAUAAGAAAUUGGCUGAACUGGAGGAGGAAAUGAUGAGGCAUGACCAGGACAUGCUUCAACGUGCAGGCAAGCUGGCACCAGCCUCUACAACCAGCACUGAUGCCCAGCCUGCCCAUAUCCCUCCCCCUACCAUGUAUGCCUCCCAAGAAGGAGGACCUGUGCCUUCACCACAGGCACCUCAGACAGCUGAAAACAACAGCUACAACAAUUACCAGCCACCAGCACCACAGCUUCCCAUCCAGGAAUUCUACACAGCCCCCACGUACGAGCCAACACCGCCCAGCAGCCUGGCACCAGCUGAGGGAGUGGCCAGUCCAGGACAGAAAGCAGUGUCUACCCCUGCUGGAUCACCCUCUCAGUACAGCACACUGGCCUCUCCCCACCCGUUCACCCGGUCACACUCCCAGUCCAGCAUUGGGGCUCCACCCAUUCACCCUCCUCUUCAGGGUAUCAGGUCAUCCCCCACAGGCUCUCCCCGUGAUCCUGUUCCAGAGCCCCUUCCCAGGAAGAAGAAGUUGCCACCACCUCCUCCCAACAAGCCCCACCAAAUUCCUGGAGAUUCUGCAGAACGUUCUGAAGCAAUAAGAUUGAGCCGAAUGCCCACAAGCAACCCCACCAGUGUCUCACCCCAGCAGCAGGAAAACCAAGGAGAGGCUGUUUCCCCAUCAGGUCAGCAGAUGUCCAAACAGACUCUCCUAGCGCUCUCUGCCAUCCCCAAGCCUCGCCUCACAGACAAUGAAAGCUGGAUCACCAAGAAGAAACCAGAGUCACAAAGAAGAGAUUACAGUAAACAUUGGCUUCACCAGGAGGCAGAACAGAGAAGACUGGAGCAGCAGGACAGAGUCAACCGCCAGCAACAGACACGUGCACCAGCAGCAAAGACUCUGCCACCUCAGUCAGUCUCCCCUCAGCAUCCACCACACCCACAGACCACCAGCUACCUUCCUACUUACCCACCUCAGAAUGCAAGUCCUACCUACUCCAGCUACCCUCAAGCCCUCAAGAACCCAUCACCAGUCCACAGCAAUAACAACAACAACAAUAACAACAUGUGGAGAAAUCAAGCCACAACAUAUCAGCCUCACAUGCCCACACAGGCCCCCAAUGGUGACAAAGCUCUUCCAGACUCCAUUAUCCACAACAUAACACAGAGAGUCAAUAAUAAAAACAGCAAGAAUACCUACUCCAAUACUAACGGAAGACUAGGAAACACCUAUGGCAAUAACAACUACCGUGAUGAGAAUUAUCACGACUACAUGAAUGCCGAUGCCUUAAGUGCUCCCUCCACCCACACUCCCCUCUACCAGUCUGGCAUGGGGCAAAGCCAGCAGCCUCCAUUCAACUCUCAGUCACAGGACCAUUCGAGUGGACAAGAUCAGAGGCUGCUCAGUGUCUCGGGGAAAAAGAAGUGUUCGCAUUGCUCAGAGGAACUGGGUCGAGGAGCUGCAAUGAUCAUUGAGAGUUUGCGACUCUUCUAUCAUAUUCCUUGCUUCAAGUGUUGUGUGUGUGGCAUACAAUUAGGCAAUGGGUCAGCAGGUGCUGAUGUGCGAGUACGCAAUCACAAGCUGCACUGCCAUAACUGUUACUCAAACGAUGAAGGAAUGAAAUUCAGCAAGGUAUAGUUCUGAGCUAGGAAAAAAAAAAAGGAAAAUAAAGAAAAGAAAAGCAAAGUUGUCUCUGGUGCCAAAACUUUGGUUCAUGUCGUGAGUUUAGUACUUCAAGGCAUGUCUCAAGGAAUUAUUAUAUGGAUUACAUUAGUUUGUUUUUUUGUGUGUAUUUUAAUUUAGGUGAUUCAUAGUUUAGUAUCAAUUGUAUAGUUUUAUCCCCAUUUUUUAUCAUAUGUUUGCUAAUAUCUAUUUUUUUUUCUUUUGUUUUAUUAUUUUUUUUUAAUGUUAUGUACAAUUGUGUUAAUAUAACAACCAGACUGUGUUGAUGUGUAUAUGAAAGGUGAAAAUCUGUAGAUCCUGUGAAUGGUUGAGACUUAGUAAGAUCUAGUUGCAGAUAGAUCUUGUAAAAGUUUAUUAAGGCUUUUUGUUGAUACAUAGUUAUAUGUAGGCAGCUAGAAAUUCUACUUAAUUUAUAAAAAAAAGAACAAUUUGCACAAUCAAAUGAAUAUUAUGUUAAACAUUAAUAACUUGUAAAUUAUAUAUUGUAAAUAUUAGUUUAGUCAUAAAACAGUCAUUAUGAGUAGGAAGAAUAACUGCCAGGUGAUUUUUUUUUUUUUACAAAUUAAUAAUUAUUAUAACUGAAGGGUUCUUUAUAAAUGAAUCUUGUAUAUUGAUUAUGUAAGCUUGUAAUUAAAGCAAGUACUUUUCA
Penaeus indicus is the source of this 4234-nucleotide messenger RNA. RefSeq lists its product as uncharacterized. The transcript is spliced from 8 exons. Gene Ontology annotation, biological process: regulation of cell adhesion; regulation of signaling. NCBI's taxonomy places the organism in Eukaryota, Metazoa, Arthropoda, Malacostraca, Decapoda, Penaeidae. The record is from RefSeq and is a predicted model, not a curated record. The coding region runs from base 136 to 3540 and encodes 1134 amino acids.